AGACACGUUAGAGCGCAGGUCCACGGCAAGCGAAUCCCGCAGAGCUCAGUGUAUGUGCUACAGGAGGGGAGAGAGUGAGAGAGAGAGAGAGAGAGAGAGAGAGAGAGAGAGAGAGAGUAUUGUGAACCACUGCAGAAGCACUAAAUCUAGGGCUGUCACAUAUGCUGAAGGAGAGAGAGAGAGAGGAGCAGUGCAUGCGUUUAUCUAACACCACAGUUAUGGGGACUCACCGCUGCUGUACACCCGCGGGUCAAACUCGAAGCAAAGGACAGAAAAGUCAGUCGCCGUAUUCACUUUAAUCUUUUGUUGGCAGAAGGAGAUUGAAUUUCUGUCUGUUUGCUCUCAGAAGGUGAAGACUUGGAGUGGAUUUUUUCUCCUUGUUUCUUUUCCUUCUCUUCUUUUCAAUCAAUUCAUAGCUGUGCUUUGGGUUCUUCGCUCCUCGCGCUGUCUUGUGCGUCUCUCUUAGAUCCUUGCUUUCCUUCCGAACAUCUUCUCUGCAUGCAUUUCCACUGCUCUGCAGGUGAACACACUCAUGGUGGAUGCCAAGGGAAGGAACAUGAAAUGUUUGACGUUCUUGUUAAUGCUUCCAGAAUCAGUUAAGAGCAAGUCCAAAGGCUCCAAAAAGGGGAGUCCCAGCAGCUCUUCUAAGCUGCCACCGGUUUGCUAUGAGAUCAUCACCUUAAAAACCAAGAAGAAGAAGAAGAUGGCAGCGGAGAUCUUCCCCACCAAGAAGCCGGCAUCGACCACCACCGUUCAGCAGUAUCAGCAGCAGAACUUGAAUAACAACAACACCAUCCAGUGCUGCAAUUGGCAGGGUCUCUACUCCACCAUCAGAGAGAGAAACUCUGUGAUGUUCAACAAUGAACUGAUGGCUGAUGUUCAUUUUGUUGUGGGUCAGUCUGGAGAAACGGAGAGGCUGCCGGGACACAAGUAUGUCCUCGCUGUUGGAAGCUCUGUUUUUCACGCCAUGUUCUACGGUGAGCUAGCAGAAGACAGCGAUGAAAUACGUAUUCCUGAUGUGGAACCUCCAGCCUUUCUGGCCAUGUUAAAGUACAUCUACUGUGACGAAAUUGACUUGAGUGCGGACACUGUGCUGGCAACAUUAUACGCAGCCAAGAAGUACAUAGUACCUCACCUGGCUCGGGCCUGCGUCAACUUUUUGGAAACGAGCCUUAGCGCUAAGAACGCCUGCAUUCUUUUAUCUCAAAGCUGCUUAUUCGAAGAACCAGACCUAACGCAACGCUGCUGGGAAGUUAUCGACGCUCAGGCAGAACUGGCGCUUAAAUCCGAGGGCUUUUGUGACAUUGACGUUCAAACCCUGGAGAGCAUCCUCGGUCGAGAGACUCUAAACGCAAAGGAGAUUGUUGUGUUUGAAGCAGCGUUGAGCUGCGAGGCUGAAUGUCAGAGAAAGGAGUUGAAUUUAACUAUUGACAAUAAACGCAAAGUUCUGGGUCAGGCCGUCUACCUGAUCCGUAUCCCUACCAUGGGUCUCGAUGAUUUCGCUAAUAGUGCCGCCCAGUCCGGAGUUUUAACGCUUAAUGAAACCAAUGACAUUUUCUUAUGGUAUACGGCGGCCAAGAAGCCCGAGCUGCAGUUCGCCAGCCAACCUCGUAAAGGAUUGACGCCGCAGAAGUGCCAUCGCUUUCAGUCUUGCGCCUACCGCAGCAACCAGUGGCGCUACCGUGGACGCUGUGACAGCAUUCAGUUCGCCGUCGAUAAACGGGUGUUUAUCGCCGGUUUCGGCCUCUACGGUUCCAGCUGCGGGUCUGCCGAGUACACGGCCAAGAUCGAGCUGAAACGACAAGGUGUCGUCCUGGGAACCAACCUCAGCAAGUACUUUUCGGAUGGUUCCAGCAACACUUUCCCCGUUUGGUUCGAUUACCCGGUUCAGAUCGAACCUGACACUUUCUACACGGCCAGUGUGGUUCUUGAUGGAAAUGAGUUGAGUUAUUUUGGUCAGGAGGGCAUGACAGAAGUUCAGUGUGGAAAGGUCACCUUUCAGUUUCAGUGCUCUUCAGACAGUACCAAUGGCACGGGUGUGCAGGGCGGACAGAUUCCAGAACUCAUCUUCUAUGCCUAGCAAGAGUAACUUGUCGGUGUGAAAUUGGAAUAGCUUUACAUUGCGUACAAUAUCUUUUUCUAUUACAUUGCAAAAUCUUUCUCCACUGGUCUGAGCUUACCCAAACUGAGACACAACUGAUAUGACAAGACUUCUGUUUUCAGCUCUAACUCUUGUUGAGGUCCUUCUGUAUUUCCUCCAUGUCUUAAUGUGAAUUAAAUAUUUAAUUUAAAAGCUCUAAAUAAGGCUGCACCUGUUUACGAAUGAAAAUCGUAUUUCGAUUGAUGUUUGCCAGGUCUGACUCCAAAUCUAAUAUGCGAAGUGGGCCACAAGACAACAAUUGAGGAGCUCAGGUACAAAGCAUCCAAACGUCACCACGUCAAAAGUGCGAUAAUGAUAUUAACUGAAUGCUCUCGGCACAUAUUAUACGUUUAUCAAAUACUUUCACUUUAAAUCUGCUUAAUCCCAUCCUCAGACCAUUCAAGAGUCUGAUAAAAAAUAUUAGACGCACUUAGAUGGUAUUGUAUCUGAGCUCUUUAAUUGUAGGUUGGGUGGGGCUGGUUGGGCCAAGCGUGUGAGGACCACAUCCACCUUGUCGACUUCUGGAGCUGACCCUUGCAGUUGCCUUUUAUCUUAUUAACAUCAUAAGGACAACAAUUAUGAGCACUGGAUUUGUGUUAUAUGUACAGUAUAUAUAUUUAAAUGUGAAUUAAAUUAUAUGAUAUAUAGAUAUACUAUAUUAUCACUCCAUGGCUAUAUCUGCUGUUUACAAUGACUAUGCCAUGUUAGUGAACGCUUGCACAUGUAUAUUGUAGCAAUAGUGAACAAACUCAUCAUCUGUCAAUAUCAGUCUAAUACCACUAUUACAUUUCAAGGCAAUCAAAAUACUAACACCAAAGUUACAUUCAACAACCCUGAAUCACAGAAACUACCUUGUGAGUAAUAGGCAAUUGCCAAGCACAGACCAUCAUAGACAUUUUACCGAUCUUUAGCUUUAGAAACGUUAGCUUCUUUGCAUCAAUCAUAUUGACGAAAUUGUAACUUUUGAUCAUAAACAUAUUAGUGUGUUUGCACUGGAAAGUCUUUGACCUUGAAAUGGCAUCAUAUGUACAGUGAACUGCCUCAUGUUGUAUUAUAUUAUUUAGAAUGAGGAUAAUAUUUAUCUUAUAAUAAAAUGUUUCUGUUCUCUAAUGAGUUUAAUGAAAUGUGGCAUAUUUGUUUAAAACGUUACAUUCUCUUUCACGUCGGUUUUAUAAAGUGCACAAAAAAAUAAAAUACAUCCUUUAAUUUAGCUGAAAUAACAGGUUAUAUUUUCAUAAGUAUACCGUAUAUCAUUUACACCUCUGUAAGUGUUGUGUUCAUGGAUAAUUAGCAGAAUAAUUAGCUGUCAGCCAACAAACCAUUUUCACGCUACUAAAUGGGAUGUUGUCAACUAACAUUAUAUCACAUAAAGACAAGUUAUCAUGCAUUUCAUUUUGUCUGGUUCAAGCUGUAAUUACCAGCAUUGAAGGUGUUUUUAUGAAACAGUAAUUUUAUUCCCUGCAGACAUAUUAGCGACAAUUAGCAGUGAGCAGAAGAUAAAUAAUUACUACUUAAACUAGUUAAAAAAUGACAAAUUCAUAUUUUUUGUCGAGUUUCACAACAGAAUAUUAAUCAUGUGAAUAAAGUCUGUUAGCUCCGUACUGGCGUAUUAUAGAAACCAUCAAACGAAUUACACCUUUAGCUCCCACUGCAAAUGAUAUGCCUUUAAAAAUAUAUUAAAUACCAACAAAAUCUUAUGGCAAUUCGUACGUAAUUUUCAAGGUGGCCUAUUCGUAUUAAUUCGUAACCACAUUUUGUAUGAUGUAAGGUUUGGUCACACUACACUUUUCUUUCCACUGACUUUAAUUUAUUUGCGUGCAAAUGGAACAGACCGAAAAAACGCAAUUUCGUGCGAAGAUAUUUUUCAAAGUUCAUGUCUGGUGAACUCUGACCUGCGAUUUCGUGUCACAUGGAGAUAUGUCAUGGUGUGACAUUACUCUACUGAAAAUCAAAAAUGAACUUAAAAAAGCACUCCCCGUCCAUAUUCGCAGGAAGCCCAAAAAUAUUCAACCCAAUCUCGUGUUAUAGUCACAAAAUAUUUGAUUAAUUUAUUUGUGUUAUUGACACGAUUUCCCGCUGUUUUUCGUGCUAUUAAGCAUGAAUGUCUUUUUCGUGUCACAAUUUCUAUAAACAGUUUUUCGUGUCUGUGGCACAACUUUCUUUAUCUUGUCAUUUUAUAUUUUGUUUUCUCAUUGUUUUUCUUAUUUUUUAAUCAUUGUCACUUGGGGUUAGAUUUUUAUUUUUUCUAAACCCCCACAAGUUCUAACCUAAUCCCAAUUUUUGAGAUUUUUUAACACCCCACCCAUUUAUGCCCUAAACCCAACUUUAAGGUCUUUUGUUCUCAAACUCCAAAGAACAUUAAUUAUCUUUUCCUUUAUUUAAAUUAA
Messenger RNA from Misgurnus anguillicaudatus (oriental weatherfish), 4527 nucleotides. It is a transcript of the gene btbd3b, whose product is annotated as BTB (POZ) domain containing 3b. Gene Ontology annotation, molecular function: protein binding. Gene Ontology annotation, cellular component: cytosol. NCBI's taxonomy places the organism in Eukaryota, Metazoa, Chordata, Actinopteri, Cypriniformes, Cobitidae. The record is from RefSeq and is a predicted model, not a curated record. Gene Ontology annotation, biological process: cerebral cortex development; neurogenesis; dendrite morphogenesis.